AUGGCCACGCCGCCACGAGCGCACUACUUCCACUAUGGGCAGCGCAACGUCAAGGCCCGCAUCGACCCCGAGGUCCCGCUCGACGAGAUCCUGCGCCAGCUGUGCGCCGCACCUCAACUCGCCGUCACCGAGCCGCCGGCGCUCUUUGCGCUGCGCGAGCGCGACUCGGGCACGCUCGUCACCAAGGACAACAUGCGCUCCCUACUCGGAAAGGCCACCACGUUCCAGCUCGUGUCGUCGCCAAGGCUCGAGGCCGUCGAGCUCAUCGACAAGCUGUCGUCAACCGACCCGGCCGUCCUCAAGCCGGCCACCUUCUCGCUCCGCACCCGCAUCCAGGAGCGCGCCUUCCUCGACCAGUUCGUCGCGCGCCGAGGCGUCGCCGCCCUGCAGGGUGUCGUGGGUCGCAGCUCGGGCAACACGCUCGCGUACGCCCUGCUGAGCCUGCAGACGCUCCUCGAGCUCGAGAACGACGGGUGGGGCGGGCUCGACCGCGCGUUCGUCGCUCGCGUUGUCGACAUCAUCGCCACCGAGCGCCUGAUCAACAUCACACGGCCGGCCACCGCCAUCCUGCGUCGCCUCGCCUCGCAGCCCAUCCUCGCACCCUCCUCGCCUUCCACCUCGGCCGCCGCAACAGCAGCCUCGCGAUCCGGCUUCGUCGUCGUCUUCGAGGCGAUCCUCGUGCAGCCCGACUUUCUCCGCAUCGUCGUCGAGCGCCUCGCGGGCGGCGACGUCGAGGUGACCAACCUCAGCCUCGCCCUGCUCGACACGCUCCUGCGGGGCAGCACCGAGCUGGGCGACCUGCGCCUCGCCGACGAGCUCGACACGCUCGAUGCCUGGCGCGCAAUCGGCAAACUGCUCGACGGCACCAAAGGCGCCGACCUCAACCUCCUCCUGUCGCUCCAGUCCAACCUCGUCGCCUCAUUGCGCCUCGCCUUCGCCACGCCUAUCGCCGAGGAGCACUUUCCGCACUUUGACCAGCUGUGGAUCGCCUCGCGGCUCGACGACGUCGACGAGUCGAACCGGUGGCGCCGACUCGGGUUCGUCAGCGAGAGCCCACAAUGGGAGUUCUCGAGGACGGGCCUGCUCGGGCUCAAGGCGCUGCGGCGCUUUGCCGACGAGGAGCAGAACGAGUUCAGCCAGACGCUGCAAGAUCAAGCCGCACGCCCCGAAUCGCGCCGAUGCCCUCUCUCGACCCUCUCCAACUCGGCCCUCGUCGUCCUCGGCGACUACUUUGCCCUCGCGUCCUCGUCGACCCCUCCUUCACCCUCGACCUCGCCUUCGCCGUACCUGUUCCGCUUCUACGACCUGCACGCCCUCGUCGUCCAGUUCCUCGUCCGCCUGUGGACCGAGUCGGACGCGUCCCUGUCCGACCUCGAGCGCAUCGCCGCACUCGGCCGCAGCCAGGUCGCGUUCGUCCUCGGCCCGCCACCUCAAGUCGCUGCAAGCUCGAGCGCGAUCGCGGGCGGUGCGGUACAAGGAGGGGGAGCGCGGCAGGACAAGACGUGGUUCACGAUCCGGAGCGAGUUCCUUACGGCCGAGUACCGCCAAGUGCGCGAGCGCCAGAUGCGCGAGAUGGAGAUCGAGGACGACUUGCUCAGCAAAGCGCCCGUGCGCAACCUUCGCGGCCGCCUGUACCUCGAGUCGUUCGAGUUCGUGCGCAACCAGCGCAUCAUGUGCCUGCACGAGGGCGCCUGGUUCCUGUGCUCGCCGUCGAGCUCGUCGCCGCCGUCGGCCACCUCGUCGCGUCGGCCGAGCGGGUCGCACAAGGUCGGCGCCGCGGCGGGCCACUCGACGUGGAGGUUCUACCGCCUCGCCGAGAGCCGCAAGACGCUGCACUGGCGCGAGGCGACUGAGCGCAGGACGGUGCGGCCGGGGCUUGAGGAGCUGCCCGAGAAGAUCGACGUGGCCAUGAUCACGGACGUCGUACCCUCAACCUCGUCGAGCGCCAACCAGCAGCGCCCGCUGCGCGUCUCGCAAGUUGGCGGGCUCGGUCGGCCCGGCUCGUCGACGUGGGCGGCGCCGCCCAGCGGCCCCCCGUCGCGCAUCAGCUUCCUGUCGUCCAAGGAGGCCUUCUCGAACGGCGCCAACCCGUCGGCGUCGGCCACGUCGCUCUCGUUCACGCUCGUCGGCGCCCACGGCCCUCUCGCGACCCUCGCCGCCUCGUCGCCGUCGCUCUACUCCGAGUGGCUCGACGGCCUGUCGCUCCUCCUGCCCAACGGCGCCAUCUCGACGCCCGACACGGCGGCGUACGUCCAGGCGCUGACCGAGAUCGCGGUCAAGGUCAAGCUGCUCGACCUGAGCGGCGAGAGGGUCGAGGUGCAGACGAGGGAGCAGGUCAAGGGGGUGCCAGCGAGCACCGACUUCUUCUACGCCAACUCGCUCUAA
Messenger RNA from Rhodotorula graminis WP1, 2385 nucleotides. RefSeq lists its product as uncharacterized. NCBI's taxonomy places the organism in Eukaryota, Fungi, Basidiomycota, Microbotryomycetes, Sporidiobolales, Sporidiobolaceae. Gene Ontology annotation, cellular component: plasma membrane. The record is from RefSeq and is a predicted model, not a curated record. The transcript is spliced from 8 exons. Gene Ontology annotation, biological process: cell motility; actin filament organization. The coding region runs from base 1 to 2385 and encodes 794 amino acids.